Racocetra fulgida is the source of this 295-nucleotide messenger RNA. Lineage: Eukaryota; Fungi; Glomeromycota; Glomeromycetes; Diversisporales; Gigasporaceae. The record is from the annotation of a GenBank genome assembly.
AUGCAAGCACAUCUUGAUAAUACUUGUUUAAGUGCACCAGAUAAUGCAAAAUCAAGUAUUAAAAAAAAAACAAAUGCUCCAUCAGUCGCUAAGACUAAAACAUCAAUAUUUAAAAAUUCUACUAUUCCACGUGUUCAAAGACAAUCAAAAACUAUACCAAUUAUUAAUUUCAUUGAUCACGUGAAUGAAGAAGAACAAGAAACUCUUGAAUUUAUAAAGCUUGCAGAAGAGUUAUUAGAUAAAGUUUAUGAUGAGGUGAAAAUAGAAACAAAUCGGCAAAUUUCAAAAGCACAAA